AGUGUUGUCAUCUCCCAACAUAUCAACCCUUGUCCCUGUUCGUCAUCACACACACUUUCUCUCUCUAGAUUUCUCUCUCUGGAUUUUUUUCCCUCUCUCGCAUUACAGCUAUCGUAUUUCUGUCUCUGCCAUUGCGAAAGGGACGCUGAAAAAAAAGAUACAUAUAUAAAAUAAAUAAAACACACAACACAACAGCCUAUAAACCGAGCGACGAGGUUUUCUAAGGGACGGAAAAUAAACCAGAGAGUCUCAGAAGAAGAAAACAAGGGAAUCAAUCACACAACACAAUAACAAGAACGGGUCUUUGAAGAGAUUGGACCAAAGGGUCAAGUGGGCCUUUUUCAGUUUUUUCUACCAUUCAUUCAAUUUCCUUCUUCAGGGCGAUUGAUUUUGCAGGUGUUUGAAGUUUUCGCUUGGACAAGCAUCAUAUCUUUGAGUUGUUCUGUUCUGUCUCUGUUUUCGUGAGAUUUACGUUUUACCAUGAGGAGAAGUUAGCACAUACUACUACUCCCCUUGUUUCUCGGAAGAUUUUGUAAGAAGUUCUGACCAGUUUGACUGAUGGGCCAAUUCUCGUAUGCUCUUUGAACCGAAAUUAGAGGAAGCCAAACAAGUCCUGAUAUGCAUGUAAAAUCACAGUAAAAUAUGCAGAAAUGAGGGCCCUGUGUUUUUUUGGCUGAGUCGGUGUUAAAUUUUGGCUUUAAGCUUUCCUUUUUCUAUAAUAAAACCUUUCUUUUUCAAAGAGUAUAUAAUGUGUACAUUCUCUUAAGUCGGUUCAACUACUGAAUUAUCUUCUUCUUUUUGCCAUAAUGGUUUCAUUUAUGUUCACGUUGGUAAUUGCCACCUUGGACAUGAUGCCUAGUGUUACGUGGAUAUAGCAUAACUUAAUUUAAUGCAUCUUUUGAUCAUGUCCUUCAUUCUUUAUUCUUUCCGGUCCCUGUCUUCUAAAUAAGCUUGGUUAGAAAUGUCUUUUUGCAGUCUUUGAAAGUUGCCAAACAUUAAACUUUUACAGGUGAAGAACAAAAAGAAAAAUUCCAGCCUCCAUUAAAGGCCUCGAUCUAAGCAUUAAAGCAUAAUGCUUUUUUUCUUUUUCUAAACACUCAUCAUGACCACCAUUGUUAAGACAUUAUUGCCCUUGUUUGUCUUUUUAAACCCUUGAACACUUCUCUAUUUUCACCUUCAUUUGCUAAGUUGUAAUGUUUCUGCAGAUGGAAUCUGUUAAGCCAUCAGCAGUGACACCAAACAAAAACAAGUUGGCUCGCACAUUUGCCAAAGUUCUUCACGUUAGAGCAGUGACAGGAAUUGCACCAGUUGAUGGACUGAAGAACGUUAAAGGGGAUGCAGAUCUCCAAAAUGAAGGAAAUAUAAUCAAAGAAGAUGAAGAGCUUCAGGAAAGAAAGGCCACAGAAGCUUUGCUUGCAAAUGCAUUUGCUAGCAUUUCAACGGUGAAAGCUUCUUAUGCUCAGCUGCAGCAUGCUCAGUCUCCCUAUGACCCUGAUGUAAUUCAAGCUGCUGAUGAAUUGAUAGUCUCAGAGUUCAAGACCUUGUCUGACCUAAAGAAAUGUUUCUUUAAAAAGCAAUUUGAUCCUUCACCAGAUAGAGCAAUUCUUCAAGCUAAAUUGAAGGAGCUGGAGAGUGUGAACAAAACAUUUGAGAUCACAGGGGAGAAGUUAGAAUCACAGGCUCGGCUCAAGGAAUCUGAGAUUAUAUUUCUUCAAGAAAAGCUAGAGGAGGCUACCAAGCAAAGCAGGUCAAUUGAGAAGAGGUUAAAUCAAAGUGGAUCAUUAUCAGUUCUUGACAACCUCCACAUUUCAGGAUUAAGUCCUAGUCAUUUUGUUACUGUUCUUCGCCACACCGUUAGGUCCAUUCGAAACUUUGUGAAGUUGUUAGUGAAUGAGAUGAGAUCUGCAGAUUGGGACAUUGAUGCUUCAGUGAAUGCCAUUAUCGAGCAGAAUGUGGUGUACUGGAAAGAAGAUCACAAAUGUUUUGCAAUUGAGUCCUUUGUGUGCAGGGAGAUGUUUGAUUCUUUCAACUUCCCUAACUUCUCCCUACCCAACGAAUCCCUGCCAGAUAAAAACAAGAGGCAACUGUUCUUUGGGAGGUUCAACGAGCUAAAACCAGUGAAAGCAAUGGAGUUUCUUUCAGGGAAGCCAAGAUCACCCUUUGCAAAAUUCUGCAGGAUCAAGUUCUUGAGACUUGUUCAUCCCAAGAUGGAGGCAUCAUUCUUUGGCAACGUGAAUCAGAGGAACAUGCUGAAUGGUGGAGAGUUUCCUGACACCAACUUCUUCACCUCAUUUGCUGAGAUGGCCAAGAGGGUGUGGCUUCUACACUGCUUGGCCUUCUCCUUUGAGCCUCAAGCUUCAAUCUUUCAAGUGGAGAAGGGUUGUAGAUUAUCUGAUGUGUACAUGGAGAGUGUGAGUGAAAAUGAUGAAGAAAUGGCAGUGGAAUCUGAGCCACGUGUUGCUUUCACUGUUGUUCCAGGCUUUAGGAUCGGUAAAACUCUAAUACAGUGCCAAGUCUACCUCUCACAAGUCAUGGUAAAAAAAUCCACAUUCAGAGAGCAAAAAAGGUAGUAGGAGUAGUAGUAGUAAUAACAGUAGCAGUAGUAACUACUGGUGUUUUCAUCAGUGGUUGACCCCACCAUGCAAUAGGCUAUUGAAGUGGAAGCCAAUGUUUUUAGUUGAACGGCUGUGCUUGUGGGGACUCAGCCUUCUGCUGCCAUGGUUCAAUGGGGGCAUUUUCUUGUCCAUUUGUAUUUUGGUCAGUUUCAAAAGGAAGCGCGUGAACCGUUGCAUUGGAAAGUGCCCUUUUUGUUCAGAAUGUUUUUUUUCUUACUAUGAAGUUUAAUUAAUCAAAUGGUUGCCCCAAA
Messenger RNA from Vigna umbellata (rice bean), 2866 nucleotides. The record is from RefSeq and is a predicted model, not a curated record. Lineage: Eukaryota; Viridiplantae; Streptophyta; Magnoliopsida; Fabales; Fabaceae.